GUAACGGACCGGCCCCGCAGGCCGCAGCAGGGUGUUCCCCGACUCCCCCGGUGCUGAGCCAAACAGCGGGCAGGUGCCAUGGGCCCGGGCCCGGCGGGAAGAUCCUGCCUGCGGCCCCACUCACGGCGUGCCGCGUGCGCGCGGCCGGUACGGCCCGUGCACCGCCGCGUACGGCAGGAAGCUGCCGCGCGACCACCUGGGACCGGGGGGGAUAGCAGCGAUCCCCAUCGUGCCAGGACGCGAUACGAUGACAUCCCCCACCUGCCCACUCCAACGGAUCACGGAUGCAUGUGGCCAGCAGGCUCGAUCCGCCUGCCCCGGCAGCCGCACGGCCGCCGACGACGGCCUGCUUGGCGCGGGGGAGGCAGGCAGGGCGGGCGCAGCGCAGCAGCUGGGGGCAGGGCACGGACACGCACCGAUCCUCUCCACCCCGGCCGGCCGCGCGUGAGAUCGCGGCGCGGCCGGACAGGGCAGGGGGAGCCACGAUCCUCCCGCGAUCCGUCCGUGCCAUAUCCGAGGGGAUACGCGAUCCCGGCGCCGUAGCUUGAGGAAAAAGAUACGGCUGCGGAAUCGGAAUCGGAUACACGCUUCGAUUCGAUCCGAUCAUCAUCCGCUUGCAUUGCCGGCGCCUCCACAGUCCACGGCCGCGGGGAGAUUCAGUACCCGCAUCGCGAUCUCUGAUCCCCGAUCCGACCCGGCCCGAUCCCCGAUCGCGCGGCGGCGCCGACCGCUUACUUGCCAUACCCGCCUCCGGCCCCGGCAUAUCCUUCUCUGCCGAGCCGUAUAAAUAGCGCCGCCCUGCCGGCGUGGGGUUUACCAGUAGCCAGCCAUCGUCGUCUCGAGCAGCCAUACCACACGACAUUCCAUGCCGAUGGAGGCCUCGUCGAAGCCGGAGGCGGCGGCGGCGGGCGGCGAUGGGAGCCGAGGCGACGACCUGCAGGGUGCCUGCCGCCGUGGGCGGGGCGGUGACCGCGCCGAGGAGAGGGGCGGUGGUGCUGCGGCCAAGCAGGACGGCAGGGUGUUGCCCGUCGACGACGACGCGGGGGUGGUGGUGGUGGUGGAGCCGUGCGUCAUCGCCGUCGACGACAGCUCCGUCGACCGGGCCCUCGUCACCGCGCUGCUCCGGCGAUCCAAGUACAGAGUCACGGCCGUGGACAGCGGGAAGAGGGCGCUGGAGAUACUGGGCUCGGGCUCGGAGCCGAAUGUGAGCAUGAUCAUCACGGACUACUGGAUGCCGGAGAUGACUGGCUACGAUCUCCUCAGGAAGGUCAAGGAAUCGUCGGAGCUCAAGCAGAUCCCGGUGGUGAUCAUGUCCUCCGAGAACGUGCCGACACGGAUCAGCAGGUGCAUGGAAGAAGGCGCCGAGGACUUCCUGCUCAAGCCCGUCAGGCCGUCGGACAUCUCCCGCAUAACCACCCGGAUGCUGCACUGAUCAGUGGCCACCACAGUCAUCAGAUUGUUAGUAGUGUUUUGCAGUUGCAGUAGACGAAGCGGUCGAGUAAAUUCAGAAUAGCUAUUAGACUGUAACGGGGGCACGACUAGCUUGCUGCUUCAGUAGUAGCAGGAGUUAGCUGUAGGCUCCCAGUAGCGAAUUUCUUAAGAUAAAGAUCUGUAACCAGUACAUGCAUCGUUUCGUUUAAAGGAAAUUACAGUGGCUGGCACUUUUGCCACUAGCAAGUUCUGUUUUCUUACGAUGUGUAUC
Panicum hallii is the source of this 1702-nucleotide messenger RNA. RefSeq names its product two-component response regulator ORR5-like. The record is from RefSeq and is a predicted model, not a curated record. Bases 866 to 1432 code for a protein of 188 amino acids. Gene Ontology annotation, biological process: cytokinin-activated signaling pathway; phosphorelay signal transduction system. The transcript has 5 exons. NCBI's taxonomy places the organism in Eukaryota, Viridiplantae, Streptophyta, Magnoliopsida, Poales, Poaceae.